AUGUGUAUUUGCAUCUCUUUUAGUACCUUAAGGAGAAUUACUGAAAUCUCAGCAUGCAUCAUGUGCAUUUUAGGAGUAUUUGCAAUUAUAUUUGGUGGCGUUUUACUAGGUCAAAACAAAAAAGUUACUUCUGAUUCUGCUAAUUUCAUAGCUGCUUCGUUUGGUAUAAUGCUUGGCUUAGGCUUUAUCUUAUUGUUAGUAGGCGCUUUAGGUUUACUUGCAUGGAAAAAAAGAAAUAAUUGCCUACUUGGAAUAUAUAUUGUAUGCCUUUGCAUUGUUGUUGCCUGCUCUGCUAUUGUUUUUGGAGUUUCUGCAGGUGCUUACUAAAUUGUUUAAGAUUCUAAAGAUGACACAAACUGUUAGAAAAAAGAUUUUUUAAUAUACAGUCGUAAGGUCUAUGAAAAAGCAUAGACUGUAUUCUGCUCAAAGGAUUGUAUGUGUUAGGUUAAACAAAGCUACUUGAAUCCUAAUACAAUUAGUUCAUGGAAUUGGAGCGAGACUCAAGGUAAAGUUAAAAGCUAAGAUUGUCCCACAUUUAAUUAAUCAAUUGAUUUUACUAUCCCAAGUGAUAUAGGAAAUCUUUCUGAUUUAACUAAAUUACUAGGUUAUGUAGAAACAAGCUUUGACUGUUCAGGAUUCUGCAGUAAAUAGCCUAUUUAUUAUUUUAGUAAUUCUUACAAAGGUCAACCAACCAAAGACUGUAAACUAGAACUUUUAAACUUCUUAGAUACAAGUUUACUAUCAUUAGCAAACGGAGGCUUGGCAGUAUUAAUUAUAUCAAUAAUAGGUUGUGUGUGUUCAUGUUCCUUGAUUUGCCAUAAGCAUAAAAGGGAAGGAAAUCCAUAUUAUGAUGAUGAAUAUGAAAUGCCAAAUAUUAAAACAAACAAAUAUAGAUGA
Tetrahymena thermophila SB210 is the source of this 897-nucleotide messenger RNA. RefSeq names its product tetraspanin family protein. The transcript has a single exon. Lineage: Eukaryota; Ciliophora; Oligohymenophorea; Hymenostomatida; Tetrahymenidae. The record is from RefSeq and is a predicted model, not a curated record. Gene Ontology annotation, cellular component: membrane.